AUUCUUGCAAGACAAUGUAGAAUCCCUUUUGUUUGGGAAUCUAUCUUAUUACAAGCAGAUAAAUGCUGUGAUAUAUAGUGUAUGCUUGGAUUUGUUAUAAAUGGAAUCUUAAUCUCUAUGAGUAUCUCUUGUUAAUAUAUACAUGUUUUUUCCACAUUUUUCUCCUAUAACCAGUGCUGUUUUUAGUUGUUUCUGAAUUAGACUUGAACUCUGAUUCUGAAACCGGCAGUUUUUCGUAAUUAAGUGAUUAUAUUUGAGGCCAGUGUUGCUCAAGAUUGGAGAAAUACUUGCACGACCAAUGAAUAAUUGACUCGUAUUUUGGUAAGCUAUUACGCGAAUGUGAAUUUUAAUGAUAGAUCAUGCGUCAUUCAAACCGCUUAAGAAGAUAAGUUUAUGUUCAGAUAUGAUACUUGUAUAGGGGAGAUGUAGAUGAGAUUUUACAAGUGCUAAGACGGCAGCACUUGAUUGGCUAUUUAACCCUUUUUUUUUUAGCGCAAAAUUUAAGUAAUGUUGUCACGUGACAUUCUGUAAAAAUGUACAUGUAGCAUUGUUCGUUUACUUUUGGCUGUUCCUAUUCACUACACGAUGCACCACCAGGCACCAACAGAGCGAGAGGCUUCGUAAAAAUCAAGUUUAUAUUCCUAUUUGGGAUAUAGGGUUUCUGUUUGUUCACGGUUUGCUAGUACUGUACGAGCAUCCAUGUGCUAUCUAUAGGCCGGUGGAGUGUAUGGAGCAAAAGAUACUUCAAAUGAUGUGUAUUUUUUCGAUGGUCGGCUCAUGUUAUUUUUAUCUUUAAUAUAUCCUUGUUGGACUCAAUUUUUAAUUAAAGACUUGUUACGUUAAAUUAGAUUAAGGUAAACCAAGAAUCUGUGACGUUUCGGAUAAACAUUUAAAAGUCGUAAUAAGCUAUAUUUAAUUAUAUUUAAUAUUGUGUACUAUAUUCUAACUUCAUACUUGGGGCACAAUUUUGUUGAUGUAUUGCAUUUUUAUAUGGGAUUUGGUGGAGUUUUUCCACUGCAACCUCAAAGUUCAACGGAGCUAGUUGUGAGAGGUUUCAUAAUUGGACAGCAAAGUGGACCAAUUAUUUCUUAUUUUCUACCAGCUUAAAAGCUACCCACCAAGAUUUUUAAUCAAUUUUUAUAUUCCCAUUAUUGGUAGAAGAGAUAUUCAAAUGUCUAAAUCAACAAUUUGUGAAGAAAAACAAGAGAGAGAAAGACAUUCGAGUAAUAAGUUGGACUUGUACCUAUAAAUGCUUAAGCAAUCUCCUUGAUUAUAGGACUGGAAGUUAGAAAAAAAGAUCUGCUUUGCCCAUACUAUUGUAAAGGACUCUCCACUGGGCUCAUGGAGAUCUCAAACGUCAGUUGCUUGACAGAAUUGAGAAUAGAUGAUCAUGGUUUCAUUCACCAAUGGCCUGUAAACUCACUCGAUGACCUGAGCAGAGUGUCUAUGGCUGCUGCGUUUGGUAAUCAGGAGUUGCAUCAGCCUUUCUCUCAGUCAAUGUUCGACUAUAAACGGACACCAGAACUGAAAACUGACACUUGGAAUUCUUGCAAUUUUGAGCAAAUACCAAAUCCACCUCUGUCCAACAAUCUUCAUUUGGUCAAUUCAAAUUACACUAAUCAAGUAGGGAUUGUGAAGCCUAAAGAGGAGACAUGGUCUUCUAGAAGUACUACAUUCCCAUCUGAUUCUGUCAUUUCCCAAUCUUUGUUCGGGACCCAAAAUUACAUGUUGAAGGCUUCUGAAGGAGCUAAGAGAAUCUGCACGAAUGCACGUCUGACUCAACCACAAGAUCAUAUUAUAGCUGAGAGGAAGAGAAGAGAAAAGCUCAGCCAGAGGUUCAUAGCUUUGUCUGCUCUAGUUCCUGGAUUGAAAAAGAUGGACAAGGUUUCUGUUCUUGGAGAUGCCAUUAAGUACUUGAAACAACUCCAAGACCAAGUGAAGAAUCUUGAGGAGCAAACUAGGAAGAAAUCCAUGGAAUCUGUGGUUUUUGUCAAGAAAUAUGAACUUUGUGCUGAUGGUGAAAGUUCUUCCUCAGAGGAGAACUUCUCCGGUAGCCCUAUUGAUGAGCCUCUGCCAGAAAUUGAAGCAAGGUUUUCUGAUAAAGAAGUCCUUAUUAGAGUUCACUGUGAAAGAAAGAAAGGAAUACUGGAUAAGAUAGUUGCUGAAAUUGAGAAACUCCAUCUUACUGUUGUUAAUAGUAGUGCCAUGUCUUUCGGAGAUUCUGCUAUUGAUAUAACUAUUAUUGCUCAGAUGGACGAAAAAUUCACCACUCCACUGAAGGAUUUCAUGAAGAAUUUACGUUCAGCUCUCUUACCAUUAAUAUGAGAUGAAGAUCCUCGACCGGUUGACAUGCAAAAGUGUCUCUCUUCUACUUAAAUCUGCCUUGUAUCUUGAUGCCUAAAAGUACUAAAAAUAAUCUGUGACUACAGUUCAUCCUAAAAUCUUUGUUUUGCAGUUUUCCUGGCCAUCAAAUCCUGUGAACUCCACGCCAUUUUAAACCAUUUCCCUUUACUGUUUGCUGUGAGGUUCAUUUUGAAGGAGGGUUUUUUUCUGUCACUUUUUUUCAUGGUUGGCUAUUGUUGGCCAUGUUCUUUUAUCCUCCUGUUGUAAAGAGUGACCUCAUAGUUUGUCUAGGCCUUUUUUGGGAGGUUGAGGAAUUCAACCAAACUAAUGUUUUAGAUGGGAAAAGGGUUUUUCUUUUGGUGGAUGGAUUGGACUGGAAUUUGUAGCAGAAGGAUUAUUUGUGUUAAUGUUUUAGAGGCCUUUUUAGAAAAUGUUGUUAGGCCUCUUUUCUUUGUGAUGUCAUGUUGUUUGUAAGAACAUUGUUGACAAUAAUGUAUUAUAUUUAAAAUUUUA
Olea europaea var. sylvestris is the source of this 2856-nucleotide messenger RNA. RefSeq names its product transcription factor bHLH18-like. The transcript is spliced from 5 exons. The record is from RefSeq and is a predicted model, not a curated record. Bases 1342 to 2325 code for a protein of 327 amino acids. Gene Ontology annotation, molecular function: protein dimerization activity. NCBI's taxonomy places the organism in Eukaryota, Viridiplantae, Streptophyta, Magnoliopsida, Lamiales, Oleaceae.